Molecule: messenger RNA, 4124 nt
Organism: Armigeres subalbatus
Lineage: Eukaryota; Metazoa; Arthropoda; Insecta; Diptera; Culicidae
Product: moesin/ezrin/radixin homolog 1
Exons: 5
Coding region: 21-1571 (516 amino acids)
Biological process (GO): positive regulation of early endosome to late endosome transport; positive regulation of protein localization to early endosome; regulation of organelle assembly
Cellular component (GO): microvillus; adherens junction; cytoskeleton
Molecular function (GO): actin binding; cell adhesion molecule binding
Source: RefSeq, a predicted model, not a curated record
UCAUUCCUCAUAUUCAGGUCAUGAGCCAAGAUGUCCAGAAGGGUGACCCCCUGCAGUUUAAGUUCCGUGCCAAAUUCUACCCCGAAGACGUAGCCGAAGAGCUGAUCCAGGACAUCACGCUGCGGCUGUUCUACCUGCAGGUCAAGAAUGCGAUCCUCUCCGACGAAAUAUACUGCCCGCCGGAAACGUCCGUGCUGCUGGCCUCGUACGCCGUCCAAGCCCGCCACGGCGACUACAACAAAACGACACACAUUCCCGGAUUCCUGGUGAACGAUCGACUAUUGCCACAACGUGUCAUCGAUCAGCAUAAGAUGUCCAAGGACGAGUGGGAGAACUCGAUCACCACCUGGUGGCAGGAGCACCGCGGAAUGCUCCGCGAGGACGCCAUGAUGGAGUACCUCAAGAUCGCACAAGAUCUGGAAAUGUACGGCGUGAACUACUUCGAGAUCCGCAACAAGAAGGGCACCGAGCUGUGGCUCGGCGUGGAUGCCCUUGGACUGAAUAUCUACGAAAAGGACGACCGCCUCACACCGAAGAUCGGCUUCCCGUGGUCCGAGAUCCGGAACAUUUCGUUCAACGAUCGCAAGUUUAUCAUCAAGCCCAUCGACAAGAAGGCGCCCGAUUUUGUCUUCUUCGCUCCUCGUGUCCGCAUCAACAAGCGAAUCCUGGCGCUGUGCAUGGGCAAUCACGAGCUCUACAUGCGCCGCCGCAAGCCGGAUACCAUCGAUGUGCAGCAGAUGAAGGCUCAGGCCCGGGAAGAGAAGAACGCCAAGCAGCAGGAGCGCGAGAAGCUGCAGCUGGCCCUGGCCGCUCGGGAACGGGCCGAGAAGAAACAGCAGGAGUACGAAGAUCGCCUGCGGACGAUGCAGGAGGAGAUGGAGCGCUCGCAGGCGAACCUGAUCGAAGCGCAGGAGAUGAUCCGCCGCCUGGAGGAUCAGCUGAAGCAGCUGCAGUUCGCCAAGGACGAGCUCGAAGCCCGCCAGAACGAACUGCAGGUCAUGAUCAAGCGCCUGGAGGAGUCGAAGAACAUGGAGGUGGCCGAACGCCAGAAGCUGGAGGACGAAAUUCGCGCAAAGCAGGACGAGGUGCAGAAGAUCCAGGAGGAAGUGUCGGUCAAGGACACCGAAACCAAGCGCCUGCAAGAGGAGGUUGAAGAAGCCAGACGGAAACAGGUAAAGCGUAAAAACGAAGCUGCAGCAGCGCUGUUGGCGGCCACGACCACCCCCAAUCACCAUCACGUCGACGAAGAGGAGGAGGAUAACGAGGAGGAGCUGACGAACGGUGCCGAGAAUGGAACCUCGCGGGACUACUCCAAGGACUUCGACACCGACGAGCACAUCAAGGACCCGGUCGAAGAACGACGCACGCUGGCCGAACGCAACGAGCGCCUGCACGAUCAGCUUAAGGCCCUUAAGCAAGACCUGGCCCUCUCGCGGGACGACACCAUGGAGACGGCCAACGACAAGAUUCAUCGGGAGAAUGUGCGCCAGGGUCGCGACAAGUACAAGACCCUGCGCGAGAUCCGCAAGGGUAACACCAAGCGCCGCGUGGAUCAGUUCGAGAACAUGUAAAGCCGCCGGGGGUCAGAUUAUCGCUUUUUCUUUCAACUGCGACGCGACGCGUUGGACGUUAGUGUUUCGUCUUACUCCUUUCGGUUCCGGUUGGGUGGGGCUCGCGCUAGAGGAGUUUUAGCGGUACAGGGGGAGAGAGAGUGGGAGCCCUCCAAGGAGUAUAACAUUUAUAUAGUAUAUAUUGUAGGGUUAGCAAGAGAUCCGGAGGAGGAGCGCAGUUUUUUCUAGUAGUAAUAUUAAUUUAGUGGUAGUAGAGUGUAGGAAAGUGCGGAAGCGAGAAAGUGCGCGUGCGUGCAUGGGGUCCAGGGAAAUAACAGAACUAUAAACACUUACAUACAGACACGGAAGGAAAGUUUAGCAAUGUACUUUAUCAACUACACAAAAACACACACUAUUAUAGAUUAUCAUUGUCGCAGUUAAUUUAGGAGUUGUAAUUCUUAUACUGACUAACUUUUGCGUAAACUUGACCGCUGGUUUCUGGUUCUGGCAAGCACACACACACACAUACAGACAACUACUUAAAUAGUUGCACACGUGCACACACAUAGGGACGAGCGCAAACGGUGAACAUCGGCGUGUUAGGAAAUCGGACGUUCAUUUGUGGUAGGAAAGAGUGUGUAUGCGUGUGAUUGGGUAGUAUUGUAAUUGCGGUGACUUUAUAGCAUUGACUAUCUUCCAGAGUUGAAUUUAGGCGUUGGGAGUUUUAUAUUUCAUAUGAGGAGUUAGACUCUGUUCGUAGUUCUUUUCCUGUAUACCUUCCUAAAAGUAUUUAAGCAGCAAAGUUGCAUUUUCGCCGACUCCUGAUUCGGAAGUUUGUUUUCUUCUUCAUUCCUCGUAGUAUAUUUUUCGAUUUACGCGAACGGUGUGCCCAAACUGAUAAACCGAAAAACCUUACAUAAGCAGCAUGAAGUAUAUAAAAUUAAACAAAUAGAAUGAAAAAGUUGUAUAAGUUGAACAUUGUUAUUACUGCAUUAGUGUAUAGUAGGAAGAAGACAACUAACGAAUAAAAUGGAAAAGGAAAUAGAGAGAAGAAAUACAUUACCAACGUUUCGAUCUGUUCAUGUGUGGCAGUUUUGUGAAGACGUCAUUUUGAAAAGACUGGCAGUGACUAUGAACUUCAACUUUUAUGUCGUCAUUUUGUUUAGUUCUAUACAUGGUUGCAAUUUUUUUUCGUUAACACGUCAUAAUGUUCACAUAUUUAACAUUUAUGCGUCAAAAUUGAUCGUUUUUUGAUUUCAACAAAUUUUGUUAACAUACCAAAGCUGAUCGUUUUUGCAUCAAACUUGGUCGUUUUCUUCAAGCCUGUCUUUAAAAUAUGUGGCCUUCACAAACCAUCUGCAAAUGCGCGAACAAUGAAGCUAAUUGGAACAGAUGAUCGGCAUACACAUGUACACACGAACGGAAGAUGGCGCAGAUCGCAUAUAAUUGUUAUUAAGUUUAAUCAACUUAUUUGUAGGGAUUGAAUUUAAGUUUAAAUAAUAUACAAAAAGAAAGGAAAAUCGGAAAAAUAAGCUAAAAACAAAAUCAUAUGUUGAUAAUUAUAAUAAUUAGGAAACCAGUCCAAUUUGUAUGAACUAUUACAACCUAUUAAACACACACACCCAUCCCAUGGAGCAACCAUGUUCCACUGGCUUUGUGAUCAACCUAGGUUGCAACUAACACAUUUUCCUGAACGCACGUCCAGAGCAUCGUUUGCGGAUAACGGAAUCCUUCCAAUAUGGGAAACCUGACCAACUAGCUGAUGUUACAACAAUUUGUUAGUGCAGAUUUUCAGUCGUCCCUUCCUGUAAAAAAGAACUCUGUUUUCGUAUUCGAAUGGCAAUCGAAAAUUAAGAAAAACAAUUAUUAGUAACCAACAACACUAGAUGAGAGGCGGUACGCCACGCAAAAACACAUACGCGCAUGUAAUAAUUUCUAUCUGCCAUUAUUUUACGUUUUUAUUUUUAUUAUUUUUGUUUAAAUUAUUUUUAAUUAAUUGAAUUAAUUAAAAAAUAAACUAAAACGAGAACACAACAUGGAAGCAAAUACAAACACGCAGACACAUUUUUGAUUUAUACAACACAAACACACGUACAUAUAUUGCGCCGGUAAGCGAAAGAAAGAGAAGGGGAUUGUAAUUAUGAGAAAAGAACACACAAGACACACAUACACAAAAAAAAACAAUGAAGAAGAAUACAACAAUCGAAGCAUAUAUUAAUAAUAGCGAAGAAAAAAAAUAGAGAUGAAAAUGGAGAAAAUGCGAAAACCGUCUUAACCGGCAUUUGUGACACCGCACACCGCAUGUGAGCAAGGGGUGUGGAGUCAAUAAGGGUGGGGUUGAAUUUUUUUCCAAAGAUUUUCUUUUCUAAUGCCAUCUCUUGGCUGCCCAAAAUGCCAGUAUUUUCCACCUCCCCAUUUCGUGUUUUAAAUUUUUGAUUUGAUUGUUUUUGUAAAGAUUUUUUUAAAACCGUUGAGUUGCUUCGUGUUCAACGUUCUUUUUUAUUUUGCUAUGAUUGUAUCUGUUCUGUAGUUUGGUGGUAAAAUCUUUGAUUAAAAUUCACGCCAUAUAAUGUA